UGACGACGGGCCCCAUUACCGAGGCACAUGUCAAGUUGGAACCACCUCAGACCUCGAAUACCUUAUGUUGGAUACCUAAGGUUAUAUUGUAGCUUAGGGAGGAAUGAGCGGCGCCUCUCCGUCAUCACCAAUCCUGCUUCAACAGCAAUUGUAGAACCUCUUUGCCACCCCCUCCCUCCCCCCAACCGCAAUGGUGAGCACCGUCGCGCCGGCCCUGCAGAACCUCCGACGAUAGGACCCGUGCUCGCGCAAGACGACGACGACGACGACACGCCCGCCCUCUGCUGUCCCGCGCUCCCGUCCGCCCGCCCGCCCGCCAUCAUGGCUGCCAUGCUCGAGUUCCGCACGCAGGGUUACAACCCCUACGCGGUCAAGUACUCGCCCUACUACGACUCGCGCAUCGCCGUCGCCACCUCGGCAAACUUUGGCAUCGUCGGCAACGGCCGCGUCUUUGCCCUGGGCCUGACGGCGCAAGGCGUCCAGGUCGAGAAGACCUUCGACACAAACGACGCCCUCUACGACCUCGCCUGGUCCGAAAUCAACGAGAACCAACUCAUCGUCGCGUGCGGCGACGGCUCCCUCAAGCUCUUCGACCUCGCCGUCAACGAUUUCCCCGUCAUGAACUUUCACGAGCACAAGCGCGAGACGUUUUCCGUAUGCUGGAGUCCCAUCACCAAGGACUCGUUUCUCUCGAGCUCCUGGGACGGUACCGUCAAGAUUUGGUCCCCGACCAGGACGCAAUCCCUCCGCACGCUGCCCAUCGGCAACUGCACCUACAGCGCCUCCUUCUGCCCCUCCAACCCGGCCCUCAUCUCCGCCGUCUCCUCCGACUCGCACCUCCGCAUCUUCGACCUGCGCACCCCCUCGUCGGCAAAGUACCACCUCGUCUCCACGAUACCCGUCCACGCCGCCGGCUCCUCCGGCCCCCAGCCCGGCGUCGGCCUCCCCGGCCCGCCGCCCGCCGCCGCCGCGGCGGCGAGCCCCCCCUCCGAGGUCCUCACCCACGACUGGAACAAGUACAACUCGACCGUCGUCGCCACCGGCGGCGUCGACCGCAUCAUCCGCACCUUUGACAUCCGCAGCCCCGCCGCCGGCCCCCUCGCCGUCAUGCAGGGCCACGACUACGCCGUCCGCCGCCUGGCCUGGAGCCCGCACGCGAGCGACGUCCUCAUAAGCGCCAGCUACGACAUGACUGUGCGCCUGUGGAACGACGCCGGCGCGUCCGCCGCCGCCGCCGCCGCUCCCCAGCAACAGCGUCCGCCGCAGGGCCCCUCCAGCGCCAUACCCGGUGCCGCGGGCACGAGGGCCGGCCACCAGAUGGGCAUCAUGAACCGCCACACCGAGUUCGUGACGGGAGUGGACUGGUGUCUGUUUGGUGUCGGCGGAUGGGUCGCGUCGGUGGGCUGGGACGAGAGAGUGCUACUAUGGGACGCCAAUAUGCUCAUGGGCCAUCGGUGA
Messenger RNA from Purpureocillium takamizusanense, 1458 nucleotides. It is a transcript of the gene PEX7, whose product is annotated as peroxisomal targeting signal 2 receptor. Gene Ontology annotation, biological process: protein import into peroxisome matrix. Gene Ontology annotation, cellular component: cytosol; peroxisomal matrix. The transcript has 3 exons. The record is from RefSeq and is a predicted model, not a curated record. NCBI's taxonomy places the organism in Eukaryota, Fungi, Ascomycota, Sordariomycetes, Hypocreales, Ophiocordycipitaceae. Gene Ontology annotation, molecular function: protein binding. Bases 28 to 1458 code for a protein of 476 amino acids.